Mesorhabditis belari is the source of this 768-nucleotide messenger RNA. The record is from the annotation of a GenBank genome assembly. Lineage: Eukaryota; Metazoa; Nematoda; Chromadorea; Rhabditida; Rhabditidae.
AUGUUUGCACAACAAGACCCGCUGAUACUGGAGAAAGAGGAUUUGGUGCAGGCGUUAUUUGAUGCAUUGCCGAGCGAUGACAAGUACGCAUAUCCCGGUCCAUCAGAUCUGAACAACAUUGGCAGUCUUUCGCCCCUCGCAGCUGAUAUUGGUCUCGAGUUUUUGAAAGAAACCUACGGAUACAAUUUUGACGCCUUUGACCUCGACGACUUCUCACCCGAGCCAGGAACAAGCCGAAUAGAGUUAAAACCAAUUCGGAGUCACCGAAAGAAGUGCAAUCUUUGCGGGAAAUGGUUCUUGUCAAGAAGGAGACUGUUUGCGCACAAAACACUGCAUUAUCCGAAUCGACGGGUCUGCCUCUUCUGCGGAAUCGUUUUGAAACCUGAUGUUGAUUAUUCAAUUCACUUGGAAAGAAAACAUCAUCGUCCCCGUUAUGGAUGGGAUGAAAGCAAUGAAGAGGUGAAGAGCAACGAGAAGUUGACGUGCUUUGAGUGCGGAUAUGAGGCGAAUUCGGUGAAACAGCUGUGGAGGCAUGGCACCCGAACAAAGCACGCAACUCGUCCGACGAAAUUGCGAAUCGCCGAGUGGUUUUGCACCGAAUGCCCAUAUAGGACUCGAGUGAAGAUGAAUUGGCAAAGGCAUUUGUGGAGAAAACACAAGAUUGGAAAGCCAUCCAAUGCCCCAAAACUAGCGACCACCGAUGAGCGAAUGUGUUCAACGUGUGCAAAGAGUUUCGCAAAUUUGUCGAGCUUAACGCGACAUUUUAGG